AUGGCAAAGGAUAAGAAGAGAGAUGGCAAGAAGUCAGAGAAGUCCGUCCCUCCCGUCCCUGCACACAGUGCUGCAGCUGAGAGCAGUCCCACAAAGCUGACAGCUCUGCAUGCCUCAGCCGAUGGAGCGGAAGAAGCGCAAGCAAGUGCAGCAGUGUUGGAUAAAGAACCAGAGAAAGCAGAGGAAGCUCCCGUCCAAGAUGUUCCUCCGUACUACGAGGAGCCCAUUCUUGCUCAACUCGUUGUGAAAAGCUAUGAAGGUGACAAAGUUCAUAGGUUGUAUGAGGGUGAAGGUGUUGCAUUUUUUGAGGGAGGAAAUAUUUAUAAGGGCGUGUUUUCUGAAGGGCAUAUGCACGGACAAGGGACUUACAUGUGGGCUGAUGGAGUGAAGUAUGAGGGAACGUUCGUUAAGAAUGUGCAGAUGGUUAAUGGAUGCUAUACGUGGAAUGAUGGCAGUAUUUAUGAAGGCUCAAUCAAAAAUGGACUCAGGCAUGGAUUUGGCUUUUUCAGGAGUGGUAUCCAUCCAGUUUCUUACGUUGGUUACUGGUAUAAAGGCAAAAGGCAUGGAAAGGGCACCAUUUAUUAUGACCAGGAACAUAUGUCUUGGUACUCAGGUGACUGGGUAGAUAACGUCAAAGAAGGAUGGGGAAUAAGAUGCUAUAAAUCUGGAAAUGUCUAUGAAGGUCACUGGGAGAAAAAUGCACGCCAUGGAAGGGGAAGAAUGAGGUGGCUGACAGCUGGUCAGGAGUACGUUGGGCAUUGGGUGCAUGGAGUACAGCAUGGAUAUGGCACCCACAUCUGGUUUCUGAAGAGAAUGCCUGCAUCUCAGUAUCCCCAGAGUAAUAAAUACGUGGGUGAGUUUGUGAACGGGCAGCGCCACGGCCGAGGGAAGUUCAUCUAUGCCAGCGGAGCGGUGUACGAGGGCCAGUGGGUUCAUAACAAGAAGCAUGGCAAGGGCAAGUUUGUCUUCAAGAAUGGAAAUAUUUAUGAAGGAGAGUUUAGAGAUGAUAAGAUGGUAGAAUAUCCUGCUUUUCAGCUGGAUGCAGAGAGUGCUCCAAAGCUGGAUGCCGUUUGCUCGGGAAGUUGUUCUGGCUCUGAGGCCAUCAGAAUCAUUAACAACUCAGAAAAUCCUUCUGCUCUGGGAUCAGAUAUUGAAUUAGAUAUAUCUUCACUGCUCAACUUGUUGCCAAGGGAAGAGAGACAAGAAGAAGUGAAACAAGUAGAAUUUGCUGUGUUGAGACAUAUUACAAAACUGAGAAGAGUUUACACCUUUUACAGCAGCUUAGGCUGCGAUGAUUCUCCUGACAACACCUUCCUUAUGACCAGGCUCCAGUUUUGGAGAUUUCUCAAGGACUGCUGCUUUCAUCACUCCAGUCUAACUCUUGCUGAAAUGGACCGGAUAUUGAGUGGUGAUAAAACACCACUUGAGGAGAUACAUUCUCCAUAUGAGACUUUACUGUUUAGAACGUUUUUAUCUCACCUUAUUCAUCUGUCAUUUCAUAUCUAUCAUGAGGAGCACAAAGGUGAAAGUCCUUACCUGCAUAAGUGUUUCACUGAAAUGAUGUCCAGGAAUGUUAAUCCCACUGCGUGCCAUAUUCAGGGUCUCUUAUUUUCUGAACAGCGUCGUGCUGUUUUUGCCAUGAGGUACAUUGACAAAUGCUGGGAAAUACACAGAGCUUUUUGUCGUCAGAACACCAGACCUCCGUUUGAACCCACAAUGAAAAUGAGGCAGUUCCUCUGGAUGCUGAAUGAUUUCAAACUCCUUGGCAAGCAAUUAACUGCUUCAAGACUUGUGGAAAUACUUUUCAAAGAUGGUCCCUCCCUACAUGACAGCAGCAGUAGGAACCUGGAGCAGGAGCUGGUCUUUCUUGAAUUUGUUGAAGCUCUUCUUCAUUGUGCCUUGGUGUAUGUUACCAGUGGUGUGAUUAAGGAGCAGGUAGAUGUUCAGAAAAGUAACUUCAGAACGGAGGGUUUCUCCGAAGGAACCACAAAUGAGACUUGCUACACGCAGUUUUCUCUCUCACAGGUGCUGAGACCUUGUGAAGACAGAGGGCACAGUCGUCAAGAAUUUCUGAUGGAUGAACUAGAAGCCCAAACUGGAAAAGAUAAGGAAUUUGAUUGGUGGAUGUAUCAAGUGCAAAUCUUUUUUACAAACAAAUUGUUUCCAGCCUACCAGCAUGAAAAAGUGUUGAAGGCAAAAAUAAAAGAAAAUCGAAUACGGAAUGCUGAGUUAGCUGAGCUGAGAAGGAGGAAGGAUGAGGAGACAGCAAAACUUAUUGCUGAAAGAGAAGCAGAAGAUGCAAAAAAGCAGAAAGGAGCUGCAGAAGAAGAAAUGUCACUGGAGUCCAAGAGUACAGUGUUUAAGGAGUUAGAAGAGCCUGGUGCACAGUCAGCACCCCAUCCAAAGGAAGAGGCUUCUGCUGUACCAGCCCCAGCUGUUACCAAGGUGCCCACAGGAACCAAGAGGAGGAGGAAGUGAAUCUUCUGAUGAGAUCCACUAAACUGACAAGAAUGUAAGUGUUCUUUGAAGAGAAAAAUACAAACCAAAACCCACACCAAAUAACGCUUCCACUGGCAUCUGAAUCACAAGUGCUAUAAAAGUGAGAUUUGCUGUUCUGCUGAAACUUCAAGGCUAGCUGUCUUUAAACAAAGAGCCUUGGGAAAAGGAAUGUGUGGGCAGUUAAAUAAAGUGUAACCCUCUGCAGAAAUAAACAAAGUUAUUCCUGCAAUCAAUGUUAGCUAAUUAGUUAAAACUUGUAUCAGUGUUAAGGUGAUGCAGAACUUAUGUUCCCCAUCACGAUGGUAUUGCUGAAGUAAAUGGCUUCGUGUUCAAUCAGUUUUACAUACUUGAAGUAAGUCAAGUAAGUAUUUUUUGUGGUCCGGUCUGAUUGUGUUUGGGGAAUACUUGCAGGUAGGAAUUUGACAACAAAAGAGCUAAAUUGAAGCAGGAG
Messenger RNA from Lagopus muta (rock ptarmigan), 2950 nucleotides. RefSeq names its product radial spoke head 10 homolog B (gene RSPH10B). The transcript has 18 exons. The record is from RefSeq and is a predicted model, not a curated record. The coding region runs from base 1 to 2478 and encodes 825 amino acids. NCBI's taxonomy places the organism in Eukaryota, Metazoa, Chordata, Aves, Galliformes, Phasianidae.